CUCUCUCUCUCUCUCUCUCUCUCGUGUUGUACUGGCGAAAAGAUCGACAACAGCGACAUCAUGCUGAGGACUGCUGCAGUUGCUGCUGCUCGCGGAGCCAAAACAUCUCGCAGCGUGGGUUGCCUCGUUGCGGAAGGGAGAGGCUUCUUGACGUGGAACAGCCUACCGGAGGAGCACACGAUGCUUCGGGAUAUGUGCCGCAGCUUUGCGGACAACGAGCUCGCUCCCAACGCCGGAGAGUGGGACAAGAACCAUACCUUUCCUAAGGAUCAGGUUGCGCAGCUAGGCGAACUUGGGUUGAUGGGAGUGGCCAUUGGCGAAGAGGACGGUGGCACUGGCCUGGACUACCUAGCGUACGCGAUCGCGAUGGAGGAAAUCAGCAGAGGCUGCGCAUCCACAGGGGUGAUCAUGAGUGUCAACAACUCUUUAUACUGCGCCCCGAUAGAAAAGUUCGGGAGCCCGGAGCAGAAAGACGAGCACCUCAAGCCCUUUGCAUCUGGCGCGUCGUUGGGGUGCUUUGCCCUCUCGGAGCCUGGGAACGGGAGCGAUGCAGGCGCGGCGCGAACGACGGCUCGACUCGAGGGCGACCAGUGGGUGCUCGACGGGACCAAGGCCUGGAUCACCAACGCGCAUGACGCUCAGUCAUCCAUCGUCUUCGCCACCACCGACAGCUCCAAAAAGCACAAGGGGAUCAGCGCCUUCAUAAUUCCGUUGGAAACCCCAGGCAUGUCCUUGGGGAAGAAGGAGGACAAGUUGGGCAUCAGGGCGUCCUCCACCGCUAACCUCAUCAUGGAGGGCUGUAGGAUCCCCAAGGCUAACCUGCUCGGGGAAGAGGGCAUGGGCUUCAAGAUUGCCAUGGGAACUCUAGACGCGGGAAGAAUCGGGAUCGCUGGACAGGCUCUGGGAAUUGCCGCAGCGAGCUUGGACUGCGCCGUGAAGUACUCCAUGGAGAGGAAGUCGUUCGGACAGCCCAUCUGCGGCCUCUACGCGAUACAGAGCAAGAUUUCCGAGAUGAGCAUGAAGCUUGACGCUGCCCGGCUACUAACCUGGAAAGCUGCGGCGGCCCGCGAUGCCGGAGAGAACUACACUAAGGAGGCGGCGAUGGCCAAGCUCUUCGCGUCCGAGACAGCGACCUUCUGCUCGCAUGCGGCUAUUCAGGUCCUGGGAGGAAUGGGGUACGUGUCAGAGAUGCCCGCCGAGCGCCACUACCGAGACGCCCGCAUCACCGAAAUCUACGAAGGGACCUCCGAAAUCCAGCACAUGGUUAUCGCAGGAAGCGUCGUCAAGGAGUACAACUAACCACCGGCGCCAAGCACUUCGUGUAGAAGUUUUUGACUUGAUGUGGCCGUGCGGGCAUCCAUUCGCUGAUGAUGGGCACAACGGGAUAUCGAUUAGCCUAUGCGUGUCACGAGUUUGGUUGCAUUGGAACCCAAGCGUUUUUUUGUUCUGGUGGAUGUGGCGGUGCGGCAGACACAACGUGUUCGUGUUGCGAAAAAGCCGUGUGCGCCGUAGACUAGAGGUUCACACAACAACCCUCCCGUCGACUUUGUAGACAACAGAACGAAAAAAUGCAGAGCAACCUUAAGCAGCGCGGAUACGAUACGAAGCGGUACGCGCCAAUUAAUUGUGUGAUUCUGGAAGUAUGUAAAUAUUGUUGACGUUUCGUUACUGGGCGUUGCGUUGGUGGUGCUGCACAGGCCGCGAGUAAGUGCGCUUGUUUCAGAUGAAGCUACCCAGAGCCGAAGACCAUCAUUUUCGACAGGGCGCGUUGUUGCCGGCCUGUGAAGGGAAUAGUGGAAAGGCGGGACGGCCGUAAGGGGCGCAAGCCCUGCUCCCUCACACGCGAAACUGUCAAGCCCUGACGGGGGUGUCCUUAUUCUUGCUUGCUUGCCGAUCGAUCCAACUGCAACCGAACCGCAGGAGGGUCCGCACACCGUACAACCAGCACCUCUCUUGUUGUCUCCACUGUUCUCCGAUCUCUGUCCAAUACCUUCUAAAAUAAUAUCCGCACUUGCUGCUGUUGUCCGCCAAUAAGGAGGCAAUGCCGUCGUCAGAAGAAGAAUUCUACGAUCUUCUUGCCGAACAUCAACACUAAUUCGUGUGAUAGGUAAUAAACGGUGUGUCUUGGGCACGACGAGAUCGUUCGUAAAUGACAUCGGCGAGACUACUAACCGAAAGCCAGAGGAGGCUCUUUCGUGCCUAUCAGUCGGAGGGCGUUCAACUUGAACUACAAUAGUACUGCCAAGCAGGUCAAGCCCAUUGUCAGGCGAAAACUUGUCUGUUGAUGACAAGCAUAUAGUCUACCGAUAUACUUGGUGGGUGGUUCUCUUUCACUUCAAGACUGGUACUCGUACUUCAUCUGCCGCCUCGCUGUAACUUCUACGAUAGUUCUUGCAAAUAACUCCAACGUCCAUACAAACAAUCGUUACUUUUGCUGACCAAGGACAAGGAUUUUCAAUAGCUGUACAUCUCUUUGCUAUGGUGGUCCCGGUACAGCAGUGUAGUUGUAUCCGGUUGAAUAAUGAAGGUAUGAUGCCGAUGAAAAUGGUGUGUCGUUGGGUCCUGGGUCCCUCGGCGCAGAACAUUGCACGACCUCGGCGUCCUUCGAAAAGAUUCACAUUUUUAUUUCGUAAUUCUUGCGUACUGUUGUGUUUUCGUCCUAUUUAUUGCAUCGAGGUCGAUCGCGCAACCACCUGUCAUCCGAGACCCCUUCAAAUACCUCGACAGAGAGAGAACUUCGCCCGAGCUCGACAUGGCGACUUCUUCAUCUGCCGCAGCUCUUGAAGCGGAUGACGGCAGUUCGAGUCUAGCAGCGGAGCAAGCCGCCGACGACACGUAUGCAUACACGCUCAGGUGCGAAACCGGGUUCAUCGUCGCAGGUCUUCAGGAAGGAGAAGCGGCUAGUGCUUUCGUUCGAGUGCUUUGCACCCUGAUCACCGUUUCGGUGUUAUCGGCGUGGGUUACAAGGCGCGACGGCAUCUACAAGCUUCCUUUGUUCUUCAGCCACUGGCUCAGGUGCGACCUCUUGGGGCGGGUGUCUGUUUCUG
This is a messenger RNA of Ectocarpus sp. CCAP 1310/34, 3047 nucleotides long. Lineage: Eukaryota; Phaeophyceae; Ectocarpales; Ectocarpaceae. The record is from the annotation of a GenBank genome assembly.